This is a messenger RNA of Fusarium pseudograminearum CS3096, 1794 nucleotides long. RefSeq lists its product as uncharacterized. Gene Ontology annotation, biological process: mitochondrion organization; lipid homeostasis. NCBI's taxonomy places the organism in Eukaryota, Fungi, Ascomycota, Sordariomycetes, Hypocreales, Nectriaceae. Gene Ontology annotation, cellular component: mitochondrial inner membrane. The record is from RefSeq and is a predicted model, not a curated record. The coding region runs from base 1 to 1794 and encodes 597 amino acids. The transcript is spliced from 3 exons.
AUGAACACCUUUUCUGUCUCGGCCUUUGCGACCCGUAUCGCCGCUCGACCAUGGACGUGCUCGACUUGUAGAGGCCAAUUGCUGCGUGGCAAGCCUCUACAGUAUAUCACCUCGCGAAAUUUUGCUUCGGGGAAAGGUUCGAGAGGGAGCAAUGGUCGAAAAUCAGGCCCCAGACGACCUUUAUUAUAUGCCUCGGCCGGUGUUGGAACUAUAGGGGCAACCGCACUUGCACUGGGCGAUGAUAUCAAGAACAGUUAUGAAGCAGCAGAGCGUACGGGCAGGGUUGCGGCUGCGCUCGCUGUCUGUAUCAAUGAUUAUCGAACAACCCUGAAUGCGAGAGAAACGACCGAGGAUCACGACGAACAAGAGAAUAUGCUAAAGGCAUGUCAUAAACGAUGCGCCGAACGAACACUGGUUGUAUUGGAAAAGAAUGGAGGCAUCUUCAUUAAACUUGGCCAACAUCUCAGCGCCAUGAACUAUCUUCUGCCUUCUGAGUGGACCAACACAUUCAUACCGCUACAAGACAAAUGCCCCGUAUCCUCACUUGAAUCGAUUGAAGACAUGUUCCGCCAAGACACUGGAGAGGAGCUUUGGGAUUACUUCUCUGAUUUCGCCUCCGAGCCAAUUGGUGCUGCCUCCCUUGCACAGGUGCAUCUAGCGACUAUCAAGGGUUCGGACCAAAAGGUUGCAGUCAAGGUACAGCAUCCAGAACUUCAAGGUUGGGCACCCCUGGAUCUCGCUCUGACUCGCUAUACUUUCUCGACCUUGAAACGAUUCUUCCCCGAAUACGACCUCGAGUGGCUCUCUUCCGAGAUGGACGUUUCCCUUCCCAAGGAGUUGGACUUCCAAGAGGAGGCUGACAAUGCCCGUCGUAUGAAGGAGCACUUUGCAAAGAUACCACAGUUGCCACUGAUUAUUCCUGAGGUCAUCUGGGCCAAACAGAGGAUUAUCGUUAUGGCCUGUGAAGCUGGAAGUCGGCUUGAUGAUCUUGAGUACAUGGACAAAAACGGAAUCGAUCGUGACGAAGUCUCGGCCACCUUGUCCCGCAUAUUCAACGAGAUGAUUUUCGGCGAUGGCGCACCGUUACACUGCGACCCUCAUGGUGGCAACAUCGCGAUCCGCAAGAACACCAGUCGUCGAGGUCUUGGCCGUGGGCCAAACUUUGAUGUCAUACUGUACGACCAUGGUCUGUAUCGUGACAUCGAACUUCCCAUGCGACGAUCGUACGCCAAGAUGUGGCUCGCGGUUAUUGAUGGUGACAUGGACCGCAUGAAGAAGUAUGCCCACGAAGUUGCUGGUAUCGAGGACAAGGACUUUCCCCUUUUCGCCUCGGCAAUUACUGGUCGGGACUACAGCAUCGUUAGCAAGUCUGGAUCUAUUCUCGAGAAUCGAACAGCCGACGAGCAAAAGACAAUGAGUGGUGCUCUACAGGAGGGACUGAUCGUCGAUCUCGUUCAACUCCUCAGCCGUGUCCCCCGAAUCAUCCUUUUGAUCCUCAAGACGAACGACUUGACCCGCAGCCUGGACGAGAACCUCCAGACUCGCCAGGGCCCCAUCCGCUCCUUUAUGAUUCUGGCACGGUACUGCACAAAAACUGUUUUCCAUGAGAAGCUUGAAGAGAUCAGCCAAAACGGAUCGCUCUUGUGGCCUCUCAACGCUGUACGACUGAUCGCUGCAUGGGUCGGUUUCAUGCGCGUAGAGAUCAAACUGGAGGCUUUCGAGUUGUGGCUUUUCACGAAGAGAAUGCUGGGCAUGGGUAACGGAGAGUUCUCGGGGGCGGCGUUCCAAAAGUGA